AUGUUUUGGAAGAUCUUGCUGUUGACACUUUUUGGAGGGAUUCUCGCGUCGAACGAAGAAUCGUAUGUGGAGGAGUUGCUCAUCUCAAGGCUUCCGUCGGAUCAUCACUUGGCACAGUUCCGCUUCAUCAUUACGAGCCGCUCCCUGGAACUUGGGCCUAACUAUGAGCUCUUCCCGCGAGUACUUGGACAACUUCUACAAGCUCAUGGCAUUCAGGAACUAGAAUACAUUGCAACACAAGGAGUUUGGCACUCAGAUCAUUACGGACCACCCCCGCAACCCGCCUCAUCGACAGGAGCCUUUUUGAGCGCCAAAUUCGACGGGCCGUCAAACACCGUCGAUGAUCGCUGGCUUUCGGUGGUAAACUCUUUGAAUGGCGCUUUUUGUGCAUCGUUGCUGUCGAUGGUGCCAGCUGAAACGUAUAAACAAAAGAAUGAGCGGAAAGGCGACUAUCCAAAGGCAAAGAAACUCUUUUCGCGAGCUGGCACCCUUCCCAGAGAAGCACUUUGUACAGAAAAUUUGACGCCUUGGAGAAAGUUGUUGCCUUGCAAGCAAAAUGGGCUGAUUAGUCUACUUAACCCGCAUAAGCUCUACGGGUCACUGUUUCACUCGAUGGGCUUUCAUAUUCAUCCAGAGUGUAAGGACAAUUCUUGUUGGUAUCGACUUGAGCUUUCAGCUAUCGUGCUCUUUGAUGUCCCCAUCUCGGAAAAUAGGCGACUUGAUUGGUCUUUGAAGUCAUUCUUCGACCGACCAAUUUCCGGCGUGUGUAAUGCAGCGACACGCAGCACCGUGCUAGUGCAUCAACACGAAGAGCAAGCGGAUAGCGAUAAACCGGCUGAUGUUAUCACGAUCAAUGGGCAACAGUUUGCCGUAUACCCAACAGAGCAGAUUCUUGGCGAGAAAACCGAAGGCAACAUCUUUGUGCGUUACACCAAGUCGGUUGAUUUGCAUAAAAAAAACCCACCGAGAGCUCUGAGCAUCUCAUCAACACUUGGAGGAAAGGAUACAUUUUCUGGACUACUGCUCACAACAAUCAAAAACAAUGAAAAUGAAAAACACACGGUUGUUUACGAGCAAGUGUUGCCGUGGUGGGUACGUUUCCAUUAUCAUACGAAACAAGUUCUGUGCCAUGACUCUAAACAGGAAAUCGUGAAACCAUAUGUGGCAAACAGAGUUUUCUCGGGAGCAAUUGAUCGAAAGCGCCCGGCUUACAUCCAAAUGGAGAUCGAGCUUCCAGCCAAUUCAAAAUGCAUCGUCUCUUACAAUUUUGAGAGAGCUUUCCUAAGAAUGGCCGAAUACCCACCUGAUGCGAAUCAUGGACUUUACAUCCCGGCCGCUACAAUCACACUCAUGAAAAGGAUUUCUACAGGUCUUCCCGAGGAUAGCCGCUGUACGGAAAGGCUAGGCAACAGCUCCGAAUGUGAACCAAGGGCAAAGCAGAUGGUCUUUUCAAACGUUUUGCUAGUACCGAUGCCAGUUCCCGACUUCAGUAUGCCUUUCAACGUGAUCUGUUUAGUUGGGACGGCUGUUUCUCUAUGUUUUGGAGCUGUUCACCCCUUCUCAACGAGAAUUUUGGUUCCAAUCAACGAAAAACUUCCUGGACAAUCAAUUUGGAGAACAAUUUUCCGUGGAAUUCUCCUUGUACUGAUGGCUGGCGCUUGCUACAUGGAAUACAACAACAUCAGCCUGAACGCUCUUCGCCGAGAAAUCGAAAAAUUGCUCAGUUUUCAGUUU
Mesorhabditis belari is the source of this 1734-nucleotide messenger RNA. The record is from the annotation of a GenBank genome assembly. NCBI's taxonomy places the organism in Eukaryota, Metazoa, Nematoda, Chromadorea, Rhabditida, Rhabditidae.